Messenger RNA from Dreissena polymorpha, 3839 nucleotides. Its product is annotated as signal transducer and activator of transcription 5B-like. The transcript has 22 exons. Gene Ontology annotation, molecular function: RNA polymerase II cis-regulatory region sequence-specific DNA binding; DNA-binding transcription factor activity, RNA polymerase II-specific. The record is from RefSeq and is a predicted model, not a curated record. Bases 150 to 3104 code for a protein of 984 amino acids. Gene Ontology annotation, biological process: defense response; regulation of cell population proliferation; cell surface receptor signaling pathway via JAK-STAT. NCBI's taxonomy places the organism in Eukaryota, Metazoa, Mollusca, Bivalvia, Myida, Dreissenidae.
CGUAAAUAAAGACCAUACCAUGCAUAAGAAUGUCGCAACGAAGAUAUUAAGUUCGAGUAGCAUUAAAGCUUUUCUGGCAAAAGUACGAUAUUGUUGUGAUGGAUCUAUAUGUCAUUACAUAAGUUCGGUACCAAUAAUUGACCAAAUCCAUGGCGCUAUCUAACAGAAGUGGUGUGGGAAUGUUGGCGUUUUUUGAAUCGGUUAUACAGGACCAAAUCCCUACCGAAUUAUGCGUGAAGUGGAUGGAAAUUCUCGAAAAAGUUGGAUUUUCAAGGACGUUCAGACAGAAUUACGAUUCAUGGUUUCAAGUAUGCUUCCGAUCGUGGGACGAGCUGCGCUCGCUGGGCCACGAUCACGCGGCUGACCGGAAGCAGCAGCUAUUUGCCGCACUCAGGGAGGCGGUAGAGGAGAGAGACGGCGUGAACAAGGUUGAUACCACUUUACUUAAACUGGAACUGGCUGAAGUCGAGAACAAGUUUGGCGAUUCGAUCGUGGACGUGGUCAUUCAAUGCGUCCAAAGGGAGGAGCAAUUGAUACAGUCUUUCAUUCAGUCGCACGUUGAGCCGACGUCACCGGAAGAAGAUCUCGACAGCCGUCUGGCAUCAGUCUUCAGCGGCCUCCAACAUGGCUAUCAGAACUUACAGGAAACAUUGGAUUCGUUAAUACGACUCGAUGAACAAUACCGAAACACGGGGAGCGACUCCGUUAUUGUACCACUUCAAGAUUUGCAGGCUUAUCAGAAAGACCAAAUGAAUGUUGAGUGUGAAGAACUCCCUGAUUUUACACAGCUGAUUUCUGGUGAAGAAACCGUGCAGUUGAUCAUACAGAAACAAAAUGAGUCUGUACGUCUGUUUGAGGACUUGCUGGAGAAAGUGUCGCGUGGCAGUCACGUUAUACUGAAUGACGUCAUUGCAUGGAGGAACAGGUUCAAACUUCACUAUGCGGAGCUGGACGCAGACGAACCGAAAAUCGAUGUUAUCGCAGAAUGGUGCGCCAAGACAGGGUCGCUGAUUUACGAUCUCAAGACAUCCCUAUGGCCCAAGCUGGACAACCAAAUCAUCGACGACUCUGUAAAAACAGCCUUCAAGAAUAGACUGGACACACUGUUCAUAGAUUAUAUGCAAGGUUCCUUUCUCGUCUGCAAGCAAGAUAACUACGUCCUCAGAAGGGAUUCGAAGAAGCUAAAAGUCAAUUUGAGACUGCUUGCCGCCGACCACUUGUCGUCCAUACUUAUGGAUGACGUCAGGGCUUACCUCGUAUCGGAGGCCGAUCUGAACAACUGCUGCGAACAUGAGCCAAAUCAAAGACGUUGCGUUCCUAACGCCCGCAAGCUUGCGAUGAAAACCGUUGGGUUCGAAGGGACUUCAGGUAGCGCGAAAUUUACCGCCGACGCCGGAGGAAAGGUGGAAGUUGUUUUUAAGGGCAUGAAGAUCAAGAAUUUUCAGCGACCUGAGUCGGGCCGACAGAUACACGAGGAACGCUACCAGAUUGUGUUUGUCACAGAAGUGGAACACGUCACCCUCUGGACGUUGUCGUUGCCCCUGGUGAUAACGACCGGUUCUAACCAGCAGUGUCACAGCCUGGCAUCAGUCACGUGGGCCUGCUACAGCUCCGAUGUGUACUCACUUCCGGUAUCGGUGCGCGACGAACUCCCCCUUGCGGAGGUGGUGGCGAUGUUGGAGGCCAAGACGAGAACGCUGUGUGCAUCUAGGGGACUCACCGAGGACAAUAAACAGCAUCUGAAAGCACGACUUAUAGGAUCCGACACAUUUACAGACGAGACGCCAGUGACCUUGCAAAAGUUCUGCUUUGAGAGAAUGAAGCAACCUAAAGAUGAGAGCGGGGACUCGGAGUACCUCGGGUUCUCGUUCUGGCAGUGGUUCGUGGCCUGCUGCAACCUCGUGGAACAGUUCCUACUUCCCUACUGGAAGGAAGGACUGAUUGUCGGGUUUAUCAGCAAGCGGGACGCGAAGGAGCGGUUGUGCAUGCUGGAUUACCGGAAGUGCGGCACCUUCAUUCUGCGCUUCUCGGACACGUUCAUUGUUCACAGCCAGGGCCUUACCAAGAUGUAUGCGCAUCUGAGAGCUUGCCUGUUGUACUCGAAGACGAACAAAGCCGGGGAACAGAGGCUGGUCGUCUGCGAUAGCGUGGAUGUAGCCGGGCACCGGCAACUUGACCUCAGCAGUCUCGCUUUCAUCCUGGAGGGUUCCCGGCUCUCCAACGACUCCGCCCCUUGCUACCGCUAUGUGUACCCGACCAUGAAGCGUCGAGAAGAUACAUUUGACAAGCACAUUCAUUCAAAAAAUAAUGUUGGAUCGUACAGAGACGUGAAGGCACAGUGGUGUAUAGACGUUGAUCAGGAGAAAACGGGUGACGAGACUCAUGCAGGAAAACGUACACGAUCAAUGGAGGGAACUGCAAUCUCAGCUCCAUCUAAGAGAACUCAGGCCACAUGCCGCUCUCGAAGUGUGGAUCACACGCGGCGCAAGAUCACGGGCUUGACGUCCAACGCCUUCCAGACUACCGGAAGUGAUUCCGUUGACCACCACUCUCUGACGCGUGCCACUCAUGCAGUCACCACAUCCGCGUCGGAGAUGCCAAGUUUGACAGUUGACGACAUUAAUGCUUUGGUUCUUAUCCACCGUUCUUCUGUCAACCCUUGUGUGUCCAUAGAGCAACAUGUUACAAGCAAUACAGUAAUCGCAGACCAACAAAUACCGUGUUACUCUCAGUGCACGACUAUGGCCGAAAACAACGUAAUCGGAAGCUUUUUAACUGUCAAUCAGACAUUGAACAACGUUGUGCUCAGUGGAUCAACAGAAUCAACGCAAGACGUGUGCCCUAUGUCCAAUCUGCAUACGGCGUGCGUGUUUCAAAUCAGAAAUUUGUUGUCCGCACUGCCUCUUGAAGACAGGUAUAGUGUCAUCCAGGAGGUGACGCAAUGCGUUCAUUUCAUCGAUAGGUGUGGUGAAAGUGGGGAGAGACAGCCGCCUAUCGACUCGGAACAUCCGGAUAUUGUUAUCAGUUCCGGCGACCUGGCUACAACCAGCGGAGACCUAGAUCUGAGCAGCAUAAUGGACACUGGCUCGUUUGGCAGCGAAUAAAGACACGCUGUAAAUGUGAUUGAAUCGCGCUCUGAGAAAACGCUGUGAAAUGCAUGUGCAUAAAGAGUCGUUCCAAAUUAGCCUGUGCAGUCCGUACAGGCUAACCAGGCAUGAAACUUUUCGCCUUAGCUUAUUUUCCGUGAAGAAGAGUUUUCCUUUAACCCUUUGCAUGCUGGGAAAUUUGUCAUCUGCUAAAAUGUCGUCUGCAGAAUUUCUAAAAUUAGCAUUUUCUUCGAAUUUUUUUCAAAGAAUACUAUCAGAAUAGCAAACAGUUUGGAUCCAGAUGAGACGCCACGUUCUGUGGCGUCUCAUCUGGAUCCAAACUGUUUGCAAAGGCCUUUAAAAUUCAGCUCCAGCGCUUUAAGGGUUAAAUGAAGAUUACAAUAAAAGCGGUAAGUAUCGUCACGGAGAGGCGUGUAAGACAGCACAGACUAAUCUGGGACGAUACUUUACGCACAUGAAUUAUACCCCCUUUACCCAGAACGAGGCUCAUAUAUAAGUACGAUACAUGGCGCAUUUCGAUCAUCGGAAAUCCUAUUGAACUAUUUUAUUAACGUUGAUAUGCUUUAGAUAUUUCAAUAAGUGUUUAGCUUGUUUGCAGACAUACAUUCCAACUAUAAGUUCAACUUCCUCUGUUUGGUUUCUUAAAUUUGAGCUUAUUGCAUUUAAAUAUUCAUCAUUAUACUAGCUGGAACAACUGUGAAUAAAUUAUCCUCUACAGUUGUGACCAUCGAA